CUCGCGCGUCUUGCCCCUCCUCUAUGCCCCUCCACACUAACCCUAGCUGCUCCCCACACCGCCGCCACCGCCGUCGUCACCCUAACCCUAAACCGCGCCCGCCUCCCUGCCCCGCCGCCGGGCGCCCCGGCACCCGCCUCGCACUCGCGCCGCCGCCAUCGCCCCCUCUACUGUUCCUCCCGCCCGUGCUCCUCCUCCCGGCUCCUCAUCCACGGCCUCGACGGCGCCCCCGUGCUCCACCUCGAGGCGCACUGUGCUGGCCGGGCGCGCUACGUGCUCUCCUACGAUGCCGGCCGCCGCAUCUACGUCUUCACUGAGAACGGCAGGCGUCCGCCCCCCGCGCGGACAUGACUCCUCCUCUUCCCUACCUCGGGGGGCGCGGAGAUGCUGACGGAGAAGCCCAGCUGGGUUUGCCAUGACGGCCUAUAGAUCUUCUCCAUCGAUAUCCAGCCCAGUGGCCUCCGCUUCGCCAUGGGAGGUGGCGACCAGAAGGUUCGCAUAUGGAACAUGAAAUCAGUGAGCAAAGACAACCAAAAUGAUGAUUCCAAUCAAACAUUUCUGGCUACAAUGCGUGACCAUUUCGGAUCAGUAAACUGUGUGAGAUGGGCCAAGCAUGGACGCUAUCUUGCUUCCGAAUCAGACGAUCAAGCUAUCCUAAUUCGUGAAAGGAAAGCUGGUUCCAGUACAUCUGAGUUUGGAAGUGGAGAGCCUGCAGAUAUAGAAAAUUGGAAGGUCAUUAUGACCUUAGGGGGCAUACUGCAGACGUGGUAGAUCUAAGUUGGUCCCCUGAUGACUCGACGUUGGCUAGCGGCCGCUUGGACAAUACUGUUCACAUUUGGAGCAUGACAAACGGUAUUUGCACUGCCAUCUUGCGGGGGCAUUCCAGCUUAGUUAAAGGAGUUGCUUGGGAUCCUAUUGGAUCUUUUAUUGCAAGCCAGUCAGACGACAAGACUGUUAUCAUACGGUGUACGAUUGACUGGAGUCUUGCUCACAAGACUGAAGGCCAUUGGUCAAAAUCUGUAUGUUAUGUUUCAUGCAAUUUUGUUAUCAAUUUACUGUUUCCAUGUUUGACAUGUCUUUUUUUUCAUCCAUAGUUUUUUUGUUCUUUUUAUUCAGUUCAAGUAGUCAUUCUUUGGUUCUAUUCUGUAUGAAAACCAUCUGCAGAGAAAUUAACAAUAUAAUAUAUGCUUAUUAUCAGUUCA
Messenger RNA from Aegilops tauschii subsp. strangulata, 1202 nucleotides. The record is from RefSeq and is a predicted model, not a curated record. NCBI's taxonomy places the organism in Eukaryota, Viridiplantae, Streptophyta, Magnoliopsida, Poales, Poaceae.